Thamnophis sirtalis is the source of this 1438-nucleotide messenger RNA. Lineage: Eukaryota; Metazoa; Chordata; Lepidosauria; Squamata; Natricidae. The record is from RefSeq and is a predicted model, not a curated record.
GCCUCCUCUGUAGGCCGAGGUGGCGAUGGCGCUCGAAGCAGUCGGCGUCCUCUUGCUCUGCCUGGCCCUCCCGAGCCUGGGAGGCGCCGACGACGAUGGCUGGGACCCGUCCGGAUACCUGCUUUACUGCCCCUGCAUGGGGAGAUUUGGGAAUCAAGCAGAUCACUUCCUUGGAUCUUUGGCAUUCGCUAAGACGAUGAAUCGGACGUUAGCUGUGCCUCCGUGGAUCGAGUACCGGCAUCACAGACCGCCCUACACAAAUCUACACGUUCCUUACCAAGAAUACUUCAAGCUGGCCCCACUCCUGGAAUACCACCGAGUCAUUAGCUUGGAGGAGUUUAUGGAGAAGCUGGCACCCACCCACUGGCCCCCUGGCAAGAGGGGGGGCUAUUGCUUCGAAGCGGCAGCUCAGAGGAGCCCUGACAAAAGGACUUGCCCCAUGAAGGACGGGAAUCCCUUUGGGCCUUUCUGGGAUCAAUUUGCGGUGGAGUUCGAUAGGUCGGAGAUAUUCGGAGGCCUCUCCUUCAGCGCCUUUUACAAGGACAGCUGGAACCGAAGGUAGGUAAAAGUGGUCCAUUUGCAGCCCGAAGUGGCCCAGAUAGACCUGUACAUCCUGGGCCAAGCCGACCAUUUUAUCGGCAACUGCGUUUCUUCCUUCACCGCCUUCGUGAAACGGGAGAGGGACGUGCACCGGAGGCCGACUUCCUUUUUUGGCAUGGACUACCCCCCUCAGCUGCGGGAUGAAUUAUAACCCACGGAGGACGAUGGGCUUCGGGGGUCUCAGGGAGGCCCAACUGGGCUUCGUGCAAAGCCUCAUUGGAAGCAGAGCUGCAGCUGAUCAGUUCUGCAGAAUCAUCUCGGUGCUGUGUUUAUUUCCCCCCCAAAAUAGUCUUAGCUGGGAGGAGAAGAGCAACUUCUUGGGAAAUCCCAUAUUUUUUCCCUUCUCUGCUUGAAUCAAGGAAUUCUCUGAGUACAUUUGACUUCCCUCCUUCCCUUCUCGCAGCCUCCUUACCUCAGAACGAAUGUCUGGACUGGUGCCGCCUUUAGCGCACAAGUAUUUUACGCCCGGCACAAUCAGUAAAUCCCCAAAAACGUUCUGGAGCUCAGCGAGUGGCAAACAGAAGACGAUUCAAUUCACCGUCGUCAGGGAUUAACAUUCGGCAGGUUUUUGUUUACCUUUUUCCAGAUUGUAUUUAAUCUCCAUCCCCUCCGCUUGGAGUCUACGAAGACUAAACUCUGAAUUUCCCGGGAUCCGUAACGUGAUUUUUGUAUCUUCAGAAUUAAUUAGCAUUGAAGCCUCUUAACGAGGAGCGGACUGCCAAGUACGUAUAUUUUUUUAAAGACAUAGUUCGGAAUAAAAGUGAGGUAUUUUUGAAGGGUUUUGUAUUUUUACAGAAAUCACAGUCUAAAAGCCGAAAUAAAGUCGUCUUUUCUAAAA